This is a messenger RNA of Zingiber officinale, 2753 nucleotides long. RefSeq names its product serine/threonine-protein kinase MPS1. The coding region runs from base 168 to 2477 and encodes 769 amino acids. Gene Ontology annotation, molecular function: protein serine/threonine kinase activity; protein serine/threonine/tyrosine kinase activity; ATP binding. The transcript has 6 exons. Gene Ontology annotation, cellular component: spindle; nucleus; kinetochore. Gene Ontology annotation, biological process: meiotic spindle assembly checkpoint signaling; peptidyl-serine phosphorylation; mitotic spindle assembly checkpoint signaling. Lineage: Eukaryota; Viridiplantae; Streptophyta; Magnoliopsida; Zingiberales; Zingiberaceae. The record is from RefSeq and is a predicted model, not a curated record.
AUUGCAAUUGCAAGCAGCUAAGGAAGUCGUGAUAUUCCGCCUAUUUUUGAACAAAACUCCGUCUUCCCACUUCCACCGUCGCACUCGAUCGGGAUGGCGGUCGCCCCCUUCCGCAUCUUCGCCGGCCGGUAGCCUGCUCGGAGAUAUGCCGUCCAGCCCCUUCGCCCAUGGAUCGGAAGGCUGACCUUCCGCCACCUGCGGCUUCCAACCACCUGAUCCGUUCUCGCGGCAUCGAUUCAAACCUCACCUCCUCCUCUUCUUCUUCUUCUUCUUCCUCCUCCUUACCACCCCCUGAUUUCCUUCACCAGGCUAUUGCUGCCUACAAGCGCCACAGACCUUUCGGUGGCAUGCAUGGCAAUAUCAAACGGGCGACCCGAGUCUUGGUUCCUCAAACUGACUUACAGAAGGGCAUCAACUCAUCGUCUUCAGUGACUUAUAACGAGCCUGGAAAGGCAUUUCCUCUGACAAGAGCAGUUUUAGAGAGUAGAAAAUUUGUGAGUGAGACAAAUGAUCAUGCUGAGAAUCGUGCAACUGUAGUUGCAGAACUCCAGGAGGAUGCCUCAAUCACACCGCCUUCUGUUGGUGGGACUUUAACUGCCAUCGGGGAUAAUAAAGAAAGCAAUUUUGAAUUGCAGAAGGUCAACAUCGACCUGCUAGCUGAUCAAAAGAAGUCAUCUAUAGCAGUUUCGUCAUAUCAGGUGCCAUCUUUGGUUGCACUGAGGGAGGACGAGAUAAAGAAGGAAAAUUCAACUUCACAGAGUACACUCAUGACAACUGAUAGUAAAAUGGAGAACAUCUCUUCUUACUUGCAUUCUCUUGCAUUGACAGAGCCGGAGGGGUAUUUGGGAACUCAGCUUGAGAUAAAAGAUCCAAAGCUUCAAGGUCAUGGAAAUAUAGAAGCGUUUGGAACAAGCAUGAAGUAUGGAGGCACUAUUUUAUCUGAGAAUAGAAAAGAACCUAAUCAUGAUCAGUGUUAUAGGGAAUCAGUAACAAGAUAUUCUGUUGUUGGUUCUUCAUCUGCCACUGCAUUGUCAGUUAACACGGGUCCAACAAUUCAAUCUACACAUGCUCACCCGACUGCACAGAUGUCUUUUACAACUCAAGUCUCUUCUCUUGCUAGAGAGAUGCCAUCAGGCAGUAAGGUUCUGGUUUCCUCAGGAGAACAAGUGGCUGUCAGAAAUGACCCUGAUUGGCAAAUUGAUAACAGACACAAUGUUCAUUUGGCUGAAAAAGUUAAUAAGGAGUUACAUGAUGAUGCCAAUUGCCCACCUCAGCCUCCAUUGCCAAAUAAUCUGUCUUCAGGUAUUGAAGCAAGCCAUCCUCAGCCAAGCAAAGUUGAGAAGUCUCGUCAGAAAAAGAAGUAUGAUCCAAAUGUAUUUUUCAAAGUUAACGGGAAGCUUUAUCAAAAGCUUGGCAAAAUAGGAAGUGGAGGAAGUAGUGAAGUGCACAAAGUAAUAUCAUCAGAUUGCACUAUAUAUGCCUUAAAAAAGAUAAAGCUUAAAGGACGAGACUACCCCACUGCUUGUGGAUUUUGUCAAGAGAUUGAGUAUUUGAAAAAGUUGAAGGGCAAGAGCAAUAUUAUUCAACUUAUUGAUUACGAGGUGACAGAUAAAAUUUUGUUCCAAGCAGUUGCAAAUGACUUGGGGAAUAUUAAGGACAAAAGAAUCAAGGAUGAUGAAUUCAUCUACAUGGUGCUUGAAUAUGGAGAAAUAGAUCUAGCUCACAUGCUUUCACAGAAGUGGAAGGAGAUUGGUACUCCAGGAUGGAGAAUAGAUGAGAAUUGGCUACGAUUUUAUUGGCAGCAAAUGCUUGAAGCUGUUAAUACAAUACAUGAGGAACGUAUUGUGCACUCAGAUCUUAAACCUGCCAACUUCUUGCUGGUCAGGGGCUCACUCAAGCUUAUCGACUUUGGUAUCGCUAAAGCUAUAAUGUGUGAUACCACAAACAUACAGCGAGAUGCUCAGGUUGGAACCCUGAACUACAUGUCCCCUGAAGCAUUCAGGUGCAACGAAAGUGAUGCAAACGGAAAUACUUUCAAGUGCGGGCGCCCCUCCGACAUCUGGUCUCUUGGCUGCAUUCUUUACCAAAUGGUGUAUGGAAGCACACCCUUUGCACAGUACAAGACAUUUUGGGCCAAGUUCAAAGUUGUCACCGAUAAGUGCCAUCAGAUUGGAUAUGAGCCUGUCUCCAACCCCUGGCUUAUUGAUCUUAUGCAAAGAUGUCUUGCGUGGGACCGCAAUGAAAGAUGGAGAAUCCCACAACUCCUGCAGCACCCAUUUCUAGUACCAAGAGUGCCUAAAGAGCUAGUUCUCUUUGCUGAUCAACACCCAUCUAAAUUGAUAGUAGAGAGGAUUAGUACUUACUGGAAUGAUCCCGAUGUGUCUAGGCUGUGUUCGCAACUCCAUGAAGUCAUAGAGAAGCUCGAGAAAGAACAUAAGGAUCCUACUAAUGUACCCGUGGACUCAAAUGUUUCCUGAUGGUGAUACUGUAUUUCAAAGAUAUCUACUCCGGGUGGCUGUUUCAGGUGCAUCCUUUCCUUUUUUGGUAUAUGUUCAUUUAGUGUAAUAUUGCUCUUCUGAUAUAGUGAGUUUGAAUCUUUUAUUGAAUGGGUCAUUUCCAUGUUUGCUGGAGUCCUCGUCUUCUUUGCUGUGUAGUGAGGAUCGUUAAUAUUUUGAUGCGACAAGUGUGGCCUAUCACCAAAUAUUGAAUUCUCACAUUUAUUACAUUGCUGUAUUAUGUAGUUAGAUUAGCUA